AUCGACCAAACAGCCAAACGCGUGACAAUCAAAUUGCCGUACGUUUGGUCCAAGCAACCGUUGCUAUUUGGAAUCUACGAGAAUCCAAACGUGAAAACGGAAGACCAAGUCAGUUUCGCAACAUGAUUCCAGUGGCAGGAAACAUCCAAACGGCGAGGAAAAAUGGUCUUUCACAAAAUUAUCCCUUCCGCAGGGAUGAGGACGAUCGGGAACAGUAUUGUGACCCACUGCCGCCAUCAGAAUAUGAUGAAAAAUUCGCCACUUGCCGAUACGAACGGAAGCUACCACUUUCGAAACGUGAUAUUCAGCGGGAGCAGCUGCGUAAAAACAUAACACAAAUGGUGAUAAAGGAACAUUACGAGACGUUGCGCAGGCAGGAAGCUGAACGAAUGCCACUGAGGAAACAACCGGACUAUUACAUGACACAGGAGGCCACCAGCAGAGAACCCCAGUAUCCUCUCUAUAAGACAGACGAUAUGGUGACAUACUGGAGUUACGGUGCGAGAACCAAUUCAGCGAGAAGGAGGAACACAAGCUUCACCAAGCCAAUUGGCGAGCGGUUGGAUCAACAGUUCGGAUAAAACAAAAAUGAGCGGGUUUUCUAUUCACGAUUUGCUUUGCGUCUAAUUAUUCCUAAAUUGACAAAUAAACUAUAUCUCCCAAAAAAAAUAUCACCAUGUAAGCUCUGUUUCGCCUUGUUUUUUUUUAACCCUUAAGCCUUCUCUUCUGUAGCGGUGGUUGCUCCAGAGGAAACCGAUUGAGCAUCGCUGGAAUGGUCGUCCUGGCAAGAUAGCGCUGGGAACUUCUGGUACAGGGCAGCGCGGUAUUUGGGAUGGCUGAUUCCGUAUACAAUCGGGUUGUACACGGCAUUGGCCUUUGCGAAUAGUGAUCCCCAGAUGGUGGCCAGUGGGCUGAUCGAAGCAGUGCCGAGAACACCGGUGAAGUUGAUCACUAGAUAGGGAGUCCAGGCCAUGAACCACAGGGAGAUGGUGACCAGGGCAACUUUAGCCAGUUUGAUUUCGGCGCUGGUCUGUUGGGCUUCCGAGGAUCGCAGAGAAGCGACGUUCAUCUUCUUGGCCUGUUCGCGCAUGUUCUUUUCAUGUGCGGCUACCGCCUGUAAGAGAAGAUUACUGUUAAGCAAACAUUUCGUUCAAUUCCGACGUUAAUUGCUUUGCUUGCCUUCAGGAUGAAGGUGUAUGAGUAGAUGAUGGUAAGAAGAGGCAUCCAGUACACGAAGAUGGCGUAUACCAGGAUGUACGAGCGGCUCAACCAUUCCUUGUUCAGAUAAUCGGUACCGCAGGCGGUCAUGUUUCCUUCUGGGACAUAUCGGUUCCAUCCGAAGAAUGGAGCCAGAGUCCAGAAAAGAGCAAACGCCCAGAUAGCCAGGAUUCGCAGAAGGGCACCGUUGUUGGUCAGUGGCUUGGCAGAUAAACCUUUCACGAUGACAUUGUAUCGGUCGAACGCAAUCAUAGUCAUGGUCCAGAUCGAGGCACAGCCGAACAGUGAUCCAAACAUUCCGUACAGUUCGCACGCGAAUGGUCCGAAGACCCAGGUCUCAUGAUAGCAGUUGAUCACCAUUGGCGGUCCCAUCGUAAACAUCAUCAGGAAGUCCGAGAAAGCCAAAUUGACCACUAGUAAGUUGGAUGGGGUGCGGAGGCUUCGGGUGGUGGUGAAGAUGUAGACUACGCAACCAUUGCCGAUCAUCGAUACGACACCGAGCACGAAUAUCACGAAUCCAAGAAUCGAGUGCCAUAGCGGGUUCAUCGGUGGGAAUUGAUUCCAGUGCGAAUGAACCAUGUGCAACAUUUCCGGUGGGACCUUGUCCACGACGGUCAUGUUGCCAAUGCCUGACUGCCAGGCAUCAAAAUGAGGCUCACUGAAUGCUGCCAUUUCAAAAAAGUUU
This is a messenger RNA of Toxorhynchites rutilus septentrionalis, 1903 nucleotides long. RefSeq lists its product as uncharacterized. The coding region runs from base 123 to 581 and encodes 152 amino acids. Lineage: Eukaryota; Metazoa; Arthropoda; Insecta; Diptera; Culicidae. The transcript has 2 exons. The record is from RefSeq and is a predicted model, not a curated record.